GUUUGAUUUGGUUGUAGAAGAAACCUAUGAGCUGGUCGUUUAUUACCCGUUCUCGUCCACUCAUCAAUAUCUCUCCUUCAUUAAUUUGACUUUGAUAUCUUCCAAAAGCAGAGAGAUGGCUGUUGUCUGUGUCCUGACGCUCCUGAUAGUCGGCCCCGCCAAUUAUGCAUGCAGUAAACUUGGCUGGCUGGGUCUGGGAUGAAGGGCGCGGACCCCGCACCCUACUGCUUUUAUCUCUUUGCAUACGAGUGUUGAGUGAGCGUCUAGUCAUACAACUCCCUCCUUCCUCGACCCGCUUCUUCUCUUCGUGCUGAUAAAUAUAUCAAAGACUAGAAGGGAGUACUUCUCAAUCUACAUUUUGUUCUUUGCACUCGUUUUCUUCGAUGUGGAGUUGUUCACUUGCUCAUGUGUAUUUUUUCCCGAUGACAACUCUCUAACCCCUUAUUUUGAUUCUUGAUAUCUUACGAGGAAAACCAAUUCCAAGACCUCUAACUACAAUUCUUUCAAUGAAUAUCCACAUCCCCUAUUGCGCAAGGAACAUACAAGAUGAAGAUGUUUGCGGGUAAGAUUCGAUACCUGACGGGGCACUACGAAGUCGGAUGUGAAAAUGGGGAAACAGCUGAGGGUACGCCCUACCGACUUUUCUUUCCGAUUUGCCUGCGAGAGGAUGCGGCUACUAGUUGUAGUGCGAAAGUCUCUGGAUCUGGAAAUGAAGAUAUCAGAGUCGAAGGAGGAGCUACGUCUAUGUUGAGCAGUUCUACUUCUAGAGUCGUUCCUGCAGUUUCAGGCCUACUGCAAAGAAGGGAAAGGCACGUGCGUGACUGGCGUCAGUUCGCUGACGGUCAAUACAACGUUUUUACAGCUGGUGCAGGGCGCUUGCAACUUCGUUCAGGAUACAAACUUCCGAAAUCGGUCCACGAUGGAUUUCGAAUUUUUGGCUUCUUUCUAGCGGUAUUGUUCAACGUUCUGACGACAAUCAGCAUCGAGCUUUAUUCGUUUUGCAAUUGGACCGGCUUCCCAAAAAACUUGAAUUGUUGGGAUGUCCUCGAGAAGCUCUCCAUGAAGUUGAAGAUAUCGUGUUCUUCUUCUUCUACCUCGUGGUCUUUGCGGCUUUGCGAAGCAGUAGCGCAAAUUGUGCACUCAGUUUUUCGGUUCAAUCAAAUGCCAGUCUGGUGUGCGGAUUAUAGACAUGUAGCAGAAAUCAUGAGCAACUACACAUCUUCUUCCGAAAGUAGAAGCACGACCACGAGGACGAUGAGCAGCUUUCCAGUCAUCGUCUACAGUCAUGGUUUUAUGGCAGGAUCUUCUUUUCUUGUUAGAGUACUUCAAAAAGUUAGUAGAUAAUCGGAGUGGCGAGUGCAAGUGCAGCUGCAGCUUGUCUUGGAGACACAGGGUCAAGAACAAGUGUGCGCCUGCCCUAUUUCUCUUUCUUGUUCAUAGAAUUGACGGCAGCAAUGGACGAGCAUUGUAUGAUGUGCGCGGAGUGGGCAUCGCAUGGGUAUCGCGUGGUGGCUCUCCAGUUCCAAGACGGCUCUUCUUGUCAGGUCUUUCAGUAUGGUAGGGAGCCGAUUCAAUAUUAAGGCUUCAAGAAAUCCAUCUUAGCCAGCAUCGUGGAUCCGUGUCUUAGGGAAAAACGGACACCAAGAUUCACCUCAAGACGGAUUUCUGGCAGUUCUAACGUUGCGAAGUUUUCCCGUUUCUUGCAUACGUGCCCGAACGAGACGAAGGGAAAGCCCCACCACCUGUGGAGAUUCUAAAAGACGGCGGCAAAAGCGGUGGCAAAGAAGGAUUAAGCGAAGACGAUAGAGAGAAGCAGAUAGAGCGACACUCGAUCAACAUGCGCGAGCAGAGGGUGGAAGAGAGAGCCGCCUUUCUCUGGAAAACCUGGCUGAGCCUGAAAAAGCGCUACUUCAUCCACGACUACGAUCAACAUCAGCAUAGCAAAUCAACAACAACAAUAUCCUCAUGCACUUCCACUUCUACCCGAACUAGUACAAGCACCACCAAGAAGGUUUUGGAUGUGAAGCCAACGUUAGCGGGUUUCAGUUAUGGAGCUUGUACGAGCCAGUUGUGUGCUAGGGAUCACGCGGACGAAGUUGAUGGGGUAAUCAGUCUAGAUGGCUGGUAUCAUCUGCCUUUCAGCGUCAAAGGCAUCAAAGGGCAUCCUUUCCCAAAACGCGUGGUUGCCGGUGCUGUGUUCGAAGACGAAGAGGAGAGUACUGAAGAUGGUGAUUCCUCUGUGUUAAGAAGUGGACAAGGAAAGAUAAAGGAGGAGAAAGAAAUCAGCAAGGGAGGUAUGAUAUUAAGUGGAGUUAUUUUUGCAGGAGCGGAAUCCGAAGCCACAUCCUCAGCCAGAAGGAGAAAUAGCAACACAGAAAAGUCAGCAUUUGACACAAGCAUAUCAAGUGCGGCUUCUAGUGCCGACGUUGCAAGCAACGAUGCCGCAGAUGAAAGUACGAGUCAACCAUCUGAAGACCAAGUGGACAGAAAGUUCGAGUCGACUCAAUUCUGGUGUAUGUCAGAGGAUUUUGCGCGCAUGCGACCAGUCCGGGAAAUCCACGAUAAGCUUGCAACUUCGGUGAACACGCCGGAUCAUAUAUUCUUAAGGCGCCAAAAAACCUGAGCAUAUCGCUGCUAACAUCUUUGGUCACGUCGAUUAUUUUCAUUUUGACUUGUUCCAACUCCAAGUACGCGCUUGUAUUUUCUUAAUGGAGACGGAUGAGAAGAUUAAUAUGCCAAGGAUGUUGUCGAUCUCAGCACGGUGUUUGUCAUUCUAAUGUUGGUUUACAGGGGCAUCAUCCAUAUGGAGUUGUGCGAGUUUCCGAAUUUUCUCUUCAACGGUUUAUUUUCGUACGUGGUCGUGGACUUCGUACUCUUUUUGGUCCGCGCCUUCACGAUUUUAAGAAACCAUUACAAUGUGGUGAUAGAAGCGGAGUACUCCGCGAUAAAGACAGGGACGAGUUCGUCGUCGUCUGUCAGUACAAGUCGCAGUGGUAGGGGUGGCAGGUCUGAAGCAGGUUCUGGGACGAAAGAGAUAAUGAAACAGAAAUCGAAGGUUGUGGCAGAGUUUUUGAGAAGAUUGCCAGGCAUUUUUUGGGCGGCGAUGGAAUUGGGCGCAGAAUCGUCACACGUCGGUGGAAACAAUCGCAGCACUUCUAGAGAAUCGGCGAUGUUUGACCGAAUAAUGAGGACAGAAAUCAAAUUGAACGAGCUCCCAGAGGACGUCGAAGACUAUCCUUCAUAUAGAUGGUGGCUCGCAGGGAACCCUGAUCGAUGCAAUGUCUACUAUCAAAUGGUUUACAAGACUGUGGAAUUUCUCACGCAAACACUACAUCCUAAGAUGAAAAAGGAGUAAGGACUGAGCGAAAGGAGUUAGGACUGAGCUGCUAAGCAGAGCAAUAUUUUUCCCUUAAUAGCUCUCCCAGCUGAUAAGUAUUUUCCGGCUUUCCGAAUACCCACUACAAUUUUGCGGUAUUGUGAAAGCCUCGCCAAGUUUUUCAACACUCUCUGGCAAGCAAAGGCACGACUGGCUCUUUCGAUCUGCUCGCAGAACAGGCAAAACUCAUAUUUUUGAUCGCUCGUUCUUGUUCUUCAUCUUCGCGUUCUAGAGUCUAGAUCUAGAACUGGAUGAAUUCUCCUGCUAAAUAGAUGACUUAGUUAUCAAACGUAAACGUUUCUCUCUAUCGUAUCUGCCAAUUUUAAUUGUCAACCAUCGCGUUUUGAUGGGAAAGGGAAGAAUGUAAUCUGUCCUGGAUAACCUUUUCAGAGUAGGUUUUCUGUGAGUUGUCUCGCGAAUUGAGAAGCUUCUUCUCCUCAUCGGAAUUGAUGUAGAAAAGUUUUUGGUAAGUGCUUGUUUUUAGGCUAUGAGAGAGCAUAUGAAUAGCCUUAGCACCUAGUGCUUCGGCUUCGUUCCGCGUGCAAGGCGGCUGAAUACAUAUCAUAUCAUGUAACCAACGUUUAUAAAAUAUUGAGCAAACAAAUUUUACCAGUGAAUCGCUUGUCAGUUUCCUUGGGACUCGAACCUGCUAGGACUACCAUUAAUGUCCAUGAAAUGUUGAUUAACAUGCCUCCCCA
Messenger RNA from Amoebophrya sp. A25, 4074 nucleotides. The record is from the annotation of a GenBank genome assembly. Lineage: Eukaryota; Dinophyceae; Syndiniales; Amoebophryaceae.